ACCGGUAACGACUUCACAAGCCGAGAGGUAGAAACGAAAAAAAGCUCGCGGAGGUUCGCGCCUCUGUGUGUCGGCUACUUCGCCUUCGCAAUUUUCUUUCUUACAAUGGCGGAUUGCGGAGGCAAGGCCGCAGCAUCUAUUCUAAGACGGAGUUUCCCUCUGAGCAAUCGGAUAAGCCUCCAGAUAAGCGUCGGAGAUCUGACAAAGUGCUCCGUAGACGCAAUCGUAAAUGCGGCGAACGAACGCAUGCUGGGUGGCGGUGGAGUGGACGGGGCUGUGCACAGAGCUGCAGGGCCCCAAUUGUACGAGGCAUGUAGAGCUGUCCCAGAGGUACGCCCAGGUGUGAGGUGCCCUACAGGGGAGGCCCGCAUAACGCCAGGAUUCAAAUUGCCUGCCCGGUAUGUUGUGCAUACUGUCGGACCAAUAUAUAAAAAUGACAAUGAGUCUGCGGCCUUGCUCCGCGCCAGCCACCUAAGUUCUCUUGAUCUGGCUGUGAAACAAGGGCUGACGUCGGUGGCAUUUCCGGCCGUUUCAUGCGGUAUCUAUGGAUAUCCUGUCAGCAGAGCUUCACACAUAGCUGUCAAAUCUUGUAUCGACUUUGGCGACGAACAGGGUUUGAACUCACCGUUACGAAACAUUGAAUUUGUCCUCUUCUCUCAAGACAUAUACAACGCCUGGGUCGCAGCCGCUGAGGAUCUUGUCCAUCGUUCCACGCGUACUUCAGCCGAAAAUGAAUCUCGAGGCCGCGAGACGUCGACUUCAUCUGGCUCGGCGAGUUCUGAAGUCGAUUUCGACCCGCGGACUCGCGGCGAAAAAGAAAAAUGCGAGAACGCCGACAUCUGAGACA
Messenger RNA from Nannochloropsis gaditana CCMP526, 847 nucleotides. RefSeq lists its product as uncharacterized. The transcript is spliced from 2 exons. The record is from RefSeq and is a predicted model, not a curated record. The annotation marks the transcript as partial.